AUGGCAAACACAAGGACCAUGGCCGCAGCAGUCCUGCGCAACUCGGCUCGCCCUCUCGUCGCCUCACCCCGUCUCUUCACACCCGCCUCCACCUCGCUCUUCUCGACAUCGACCGCCCGUCUCGCCUCUGGCUCCGGCGCCCCUGCCCAGGGCUACCGCAUGCCCGCUCCUGCACGAUGGGACCAACAGAAGGAGAGCACCGCCGACAGACUCGGCAACUACUUCCUGCUUACCGAGAUGAUGCGCGGCAUGUACGUCGUACUCGAGCAGUUCUUUAGACCUCCUUACACCAUCUACUACCCCUUCGAGAAGGGUCCCAUCAGUCCCCGUUUCCGUGGCGAGCACGCCCUCCGCCGCUACCCUACCGGUGAAGAGAGAUGUAUUGCUUGCAAGCUGUGCGAGGCCAUUUGCCCCGCCCAGGCCAUUACCAUCGAGGCCGAGGAGCGUGAGGACGGAAGCAGAAGAACUACUCGCUACGAUAUCGACAUGACAAAGUGCAUCUACUGCGGUUUCUGCCAGGAGUCCUGCCCCGUUGACGCCAUUGUCGAGUCACCAAACGCCGAAUACGCUACUGAGACCCGUGAGGAGCUGCUUUACAACAAGGAGAAGCUUUUGAUGAACGGUGACAAGUGGGAGCCCGAACUGGCUGCUGUUGCCAGAGCUGACGCCCCCUACCGAUAA
Aureobasidium melanogenum CBS 110374 is the source of this 681-nucleotide messenger RNA. Its product is annotated as NADH-ubiquinone oxidoreductase subunit. Bases 1 to 681 code for a protein of 226 amino acids. The transcript has 4 exons. Gene Ontology annotation, molecular function: NADH dehydrogenase activity; 4 iron, 4 sulfur cluster binding. Lineage: Eukaryota; Fungi; Ascomycota; Dothideomycetes; Dothideales; Saccotheciaceae. Gene Ontology annotation, cellular component: membrane. The record is from RefSeq and is a predicted model, not a curated record. Gene Ontology annotation, biological process: mitochondrial electron transport, NADH to ubiquinone; mitochondrial respiratory chain complex I assembly.